Messenger RNA from Anastrepha ludens (Mexican fruit fly), 8914 nucleotides. It is a transcript of the gene WASp, whose product is annotated as actin nucleation-promoting factor WASL. The transcript has 8 exons. Bases 537 to 2189 code for a protein of 550 amino acids. Gene Ontology annotation, molecular function: actin binding. Gene Ontology annotation, biological process: actin filament organization. Lineage: Eukaryota; Metazoa; Arthropoda; Insecta; Diptera; Tephritidae. The record is from RefSeq and is a predicted model, not a curated record.
UGUUGUUUGACGUUUGAUAUCGCUGGUGAAAAAUUUCUGAAAAAAGUUUUCUAAUUGCAAAAUUUUACGAUUCAUUUGCAUUUUGAUUUUAUAACUUCUCAUUGCAAUUCGCUUGUUAAAAACGACUAUAACGUAUACUAAUUGGUGCCAAGAAAUUGAAACAUUGUAUAGAUUUAACGAAAACAAAACUCGAAUGUGUGGCAAACGAAAACAACCAGUUUAAAAAAAAAAGAGUGGGAACGAUACAUUGCAAAUAUUGCAAACUCAAUCCAGACGCGAAAAAUCAAUUGAUGAAAAUCAAAGUAAAACUGCUCCAGUGCUGCACGUCACUGCACUGGAUCGGUCUUUUAAUGGAUUGUUUUGGAAUGUACGCGUUUACGUAAACUUAAAUUGAAGCAAAAAUUUGCAUGUUAUGCCCCUCAUAUCAAGAGCAGAGCUCUAUUGUUUGUUUUACUAUUUACCCAAAAAAUAAUAAAGAAACAUUAAAUAAAGCUGUUCUCGGUGCUUGAAAAAAGUCGAAAAUAACAAAUUUAUAAAUGAGUGCCGGUAUGAGAUCACAGGAGGGACAGGCGGGGUCGGGACCACGGCCAAAAAUGAAUACUUCUAGUACAUUAUUGACUACAGAGGAGAAUGAGAGUGUCUUCAGGCUGCUCGGAAAAAAGUGUCAGACGCUGAAUACAGCGGUGGUGCAGAUCUACAAAACGGAGGGAUCCGCCCAUUCCCAUUGGAAGAAGAAGCACACGGGCGUCGUUUGUUUCGUCAAGGAUAGUGGAAUGCGAUCGUACUUCCUGCGCGCCUAUUGUUUGAUAAAGAACGAACUGAUAUGGGAGCAUGAGUUAUAUGAUGCGAUGAAAAUCAUUAAAGCGCGACCCUUUCUACUCACCUUCCAAGGCCAGGAUGGGCACGUAGGCUUGAACUUUGUGUCGGAGGAAGAGUGCGAAUCAUUUUACAGAGCUGUGGACACAACAAUCGAAACGAGAAAUCGAAAGAAACUAGAAAAACGGAAUCGUGCUAAAGCGCAAGCUGCACCAACCGUACCACCGCCGGUAACCAGAGAUGCAAACAGAUUAACAACAGCGAACAAUCAGACAACGACGACGACAACGGAUUCGAGUGUACAAUUGCGUAAUCAUCCACAAAAAAUCAGCUCCAUAACACUGACACCUGGACCCAACCCGGUGGCACCAUCCAAAAAUUUCCUCAGCAGUAGUUUUGGUCUGUCGAGUUCAUCGUCCGGCAAGGAUAAAAAACGAAAAGUAACAAAAGCCGAUAUAAGUACGCCAACCAAUUUCAUGCAUAUCAGUCAUGUUGGCUGGGAUGCUGAUAAGGGCUUCGAUUUAACAGGCAAUGAAAAUGAUGAAGUACUCACGAGCUUCUUCGCCAAAGCUGGCGUCUCAGAGAAUGAACUGAAGGAUCGUGACACGCGUGCCUUCAUUUACGAUUUCAUUCAGAGCAACAACGUGCUAGCAUCGGUGAAAUCGGAGCGCAUUGAAUCGCCAAAAGCUGCAGCACCGAUUGCACCGCCACCAGUGCCAAGUCGUCACCAGCAUCAUCAAAAUGGCACAACCAUAAGCCAAAGAACCGCGCCUCCACCGCCGCCACCGGCGAGGCAACCGCCACCACCGGUGCCAACAACAGUACCAGGUGCGACACGUGCGCCAGCACCACCCACAAGACCACCUCCCAUAAAUAUCGCACCACCACCGCCAGCGCCACCACAGCCCACAGUGGCUGCACCAGCGGCAGCUCCGCCUCCACCUCCGCCACCACCACCACCGCCACCGCCGGCAAUGGCCGAGCCACAUUCAACAAGUAUGACUGAUGCGCCGGCGACUGAAACUAAACGGCGAACAGCGCAAUUACCUGUCGUGCCGGACGUACGUAGCGCACUCCUGGAGAGUAUACGUAAGGGCACGACAUUAAAGAAAGUGGAUACGGCAGCGCUCAGUACUGGUAGUGGCGAUUCACAUAGCGAUUUGAUGUCUGAAAUUCGCAGCGGUUUCGAACUGAAGCCAUCGCACGAUCGUGCGCCUGUGAAUCGCAACAGCGAUGACGGCACUAGCCCAGCUGGCAGCGAUGCACUGGCAGUUGCACUGAGACGCGCACUAUUCGAACGUGAACGCGUUAUGCAGCCGUCAGAUGACGAAAACGACGAGUCGUCGGGCAAUGACGAUGAAUGGGAGGAUUAAAUGCUAACUAACUAACUGAGUCGAUUGUAACAGCGAUGUGAUGUAAUGCGUCUACACGUUAACAAUGCAUGUAGAGAGGGGUGUAUUCAAUGCAAACGAAUUCGUUCUAAAGUCAUAUGUUGCAUUGAUAACUCGUUAACUAUAUAAAUUUCAUAUAUCAGUCUUAAUACAUGCAUACUUGUAUAUUAUUUUCUACGUAUCCAAAAGCUUAUACUAUAUGGAUUUUCGAUCAAUUAUUUCGGUUUUUAAUUUAAAGCCAGUGAUGCCAAUUGACAUAUUAACGCGAAAAGAAAAAAAGAAAAAUCACAAGACAAAUAAGCGGAACAAAGGUGAACCACAAAUAAAAAUUGUGUUAUACUACAAAUUCUUAAAUGAUGUAAACGUUAAACAAGCACUCAGUUGUGGCAUUAUCGGGUGUGUACAAUUUAUUUAUUUUCCUACUGAGAAAAAUAGUUGCGUCUCGCCGCAAUAUUGUGCUUUAAGGCAGCACAUUAAAAUUUUUGUUGUUGAAUUCUUAACUGAAACUCGGACUAUUUUUGUUUUUCUUUUUUCUAAAAGGUGUGAGGCACUUUUAUAUUACACGGAACUUGUGUACUAACUUCCUCGUUGACAGUAUACUUAAAUACAUACAUACAUACAGUACAGUUGUAAAUUGCAUAUCUCUGCUCAUUUAAGAUAAAAAUAAAUUACAUUUAAGUAGCUAAUAUUGAAGAAAAGAUGUGAAUGUGUUUGGAACUAGUAAAAACCCAAAAAGUGAUAGUCUUAGGGAAUAUUUCACUGCUGUGAAAUGAAUAUUAAAUUCAAUUGGGAAACAUAAAAAACAAAAAACUUCAAUCAUAUAACUUUGAAUUCUAUGAAAGAAUAAUGAAUGUCCAAAAAAAAUUUUAAAUAACGAGUGUUCUAACAAAAUUUAAAUUAAUUGCGUUUCUUUACUAACAUGAAAAAAAAUAUUUAAAAGGUGUGAGGGAAUGUGUGCAUGUGUGGCGCGGUGCGUUUUUAGAUCUUUUUUAAAAUUGAAUAAACAUUUAUAUAUACCAAUGAUGAACGCCAUGUACUAAAUUUGUAAACUUGAUUAAAAGAUCGAAUCGAAGAAAUGCUGAUAUUAAUCCAUAUAGAAAGUCUUGGUGGAGAGUUGUAAGAGGUUACUAGAGCAUGAAGUUUCUUAACCAUUAAAAAAUACAAUUUUUAUUAUUUAGGUAAUAUUUUUACUAGUUUAAAUCCCGUGGAGUUCUUUGUUUAACGAACGUCUCAAGGAUGCUUAUUGUCGUGUAAUUUGCUCUUCUCUUUUGAUUGGUCACCUACUAUUAACUGGCUUAUAUUGUUGUUGUAGCAACUCACUUGCCGGUAUAGAUAUUUCGCAUAACCAAAAGACGACUACGCGGUUUUCACUCGGGUCUACCCGGAUUUAUAACUUUCCAAGGACUGUCAUUCCUGCAUUCCAUAUACACUUGUGGACAAAAUAAUAGGUGUAACAAAGUUUUUUUAAUAACAUUCAAAAAUUUGUAAAGAAAAGAGUUUUGUUUUUAUUGUUUUAGUUAUGUUUAAUUUCAUUAAAUACAAAUAUGUUGAAAUUCAUUUUACUUUUUACACUCAAAUGAAAAUUUAACAAAACAAAAAAAUACCAUUGGUCAAAAUAAUUGGUGUGAAAUAUUAUAUGACAAAAAAACAAAACAAAAAGACAGUUCAACUUAAAUUUAACCGCGAGUAUUUCAAUAACCAGUAUAUCCUCCAUGGGUCUGUAUAAGUUUGCCUAUUCUAUUGGGCAUGGAUUUUAUUAAUUUUUGGCAGGUUUCUAAAGGCGUAGCAUCCCAUAUUUCCUUGGUUUUCUGCCACAAUUGCUCCUUGUUUUGGAAUGCAAAGUCUGCCAGUCUCCUCUUCAAAUCACUUCACAAGUUCUCAAUAGGAUUGAGAUCAGGGGAUUGACUUGGCCAUUGCAUACAACUUAUGUUUGCAUUUCUUAGCCACUCCGACACCAACCUCGUGGUAUGCUUGGGGUCAUUAUCUUGUUGAUAACACCAUCUCAAAGGCAUGUUUUCUUCUGCAUAUGGAAGCAUAACAUUUUGCAAAAUAUCCCUAUACUCAACCGCGGUCAUUGUGUCUUUUAUCCAAAAUAAAGGACCAACACCCUGCCAAGAGAAACAUCGCCACACCAUAAUGUUUCCGCCUCUAUGCUUAAUGGUCUUUUUGGUAUACCGAGACGCAAAUUCUUUGCCUUUCGGGCGGCGUACACUUCUUUUGGAAUCAUUACCGUAUAAAUUCAUCUUUACUUCGUCACUAAAUAAAAUAUUUCGCCACUUUUUUUCUCCAGUAGGACCACACCAAUCUCUGUGCUCAUUAGCAAAUGCUUUUCUUCUCUGUAUGUGCACCUUUCGUAGAAGUGGAACUCUUCUAGCUUUUCGUCCUGGUAAAUUAGCGUCCACUAAGCGCCGUCGUAUUGUCCGCGAGCUUAUUUAUAUUCAAUCCCAUUUCUGCUGCAAUUUGUCGCGAAGACACAAAAGUAUCCUUUUUGGUCAUAAGAACUAUACGGCGAUCCUCUGCCGGGCCCGUCAAUCUUGGCCGUCCACGAUUUUCUUUCUCACACUUAUUUUUUAAAGAGUUCGUAACAAAGUUUUCCGACCGUCCCAAUGUAUUGGCAAUGUAGCGAUACGUUUUCCCUUCCGCACGAAGUUUCUUCACCAAUUGACGUUCUACUUCGGUACAGUGGCUAUUACGACCCAUUCUAAAUAAUUAUUGAACCAGUCAAAAUAAUACAAAUUGAACAAUGCAGCAAAACAUAUUUGAUAACACUUCAAUUAACAAGGUAUUUUCGAAAAAAUGCUGAUACACCAAUUUUUAUGGCCAAGCGAAUUCAAUCAAACAAUAAUUACUUUCCAAUAACACGCAAAAUUACCAAUUGAGUCGCAAAAAUGUUUUUUACUUACGUUCAAAUUUCCCUUUUGUUUCAUUAAAAUGUAGCGGUAUCAAAAAUAAAUAACAGUUAUUACACUAUUGGGCGUAAAAUCAGUACAGAUUCAGCACACACCUAUUAUUUUGUCCACAAGUGUACAUUUUUGGAAGUGUUUUAUGUAUAUCUUUUACUUUAUAUAUAAAAUACUUAAGAUACAAUUUUCGAAUGACGAAAGCCGAAAUUAGAAAAAUUAAUUAGAAAAACAAAAUUACUGAUAUCCAUUUCGUGACGGGAUUUAUUCGAUUUUUUUUUCACUGCACGCGAAAAUGAAUGUAAAAUAUUUGUAAUCAUACGCAACGCUGCAAACUUGCUUCUAAAAAAGAAAAUAAAUAAAUAAUUUUCGCAUACACUUCUGUUAGGUGUUUGGCCGAGCCCCUGCUCCUGUUUGUGGCAUGCGCCUUGGUGUUGUUCCACGAAUGGAGGGGCCUACAGUUUCAAGCCGACUCCAAACAGCAGAUAUUUCUUAUGAGGAGCCUUUUGAUGGCAGAAAUACACCCAGAGGUUUCCUAUUGCCUGCCCAAGUGCGACCGUCCCUUUCUAUCAAUUGCUGUUUCUCCGCGCAUGAUUUGCUUCUACUGCGUAGAAAUAUAAAACCAAAAAAAAUCUAUUUCAACAAUAAUUUUUACGAAUAAAAAUAUUUUUUAUACAUUUUUAAUUGAUGCGAAUAAUUUUCAAACGUUCAUUUUUAGAAAUUCCAUAAAGCAUUUUUCGAGCCUGAGUAUGCUACCAAAUUCGGUGUACAUAUGGAAUUAUUAUGUUGCUGAUACCUAUCUGAAUAACUGCCGCAAUACCACCUUAAUCGAAAAGUUCCCGGAAUAUAUUCAGAAAAUUCAAAAUACAAGUUUAUUCAUUAAAAGUGAAAUUAUCGACUUCAAAGUACUCCCCAUCAACUGCAACGCACUUAUGCCAGUGUUUGAUCCAGCUCUCGUAACAUUUCUGGAACUCUAUCUUCGGUAUAGCCAUCAGAGCCGUCCUCGAUUUUUCCAUUACUUCCUUUCAGCAGUUAAAACGCCUUCCCUGUAGUUGUAGUGGUUUUUUGACUCAAUCAAACAGACAAAAAUCGCUGGGAGCCAUAUCAGGUGAAUUCGAUGGCUGUUGAAUGGUAUUCGUUUGUGCUUGGUCAAAAAUUCACGGUUAAUAAUAACACGAAUGUGUUUUUUUUCCUUGGUCACUCUACUCGGGUUCAUAGGGCCUCGACAAGACUCGGUCUUGCGUUGGUUUCGUUACUAUAUUUUUGCUUUCUGGCAGGGUAGGUGACUAGACUGCCGCUACCAGUCCUAAGUAGUGGGAGUACCGACCUGUCGUUGCUUAGGAACAAUGCCUUCUAACUGUUUAGAGCGCCAUCUGUGUUUCACAUUUUUCUGUCAGAAGGAUCACACAGAUGGUUAUCAUAGUGCAAAAUCCACGAGUGGUUUUCCCACAAAUCCUUUAUUUUUUGGUGAAUUGCUGAAUUGGUUCACGCUCAAAUAAUAGUCCUUAUUAAUUGACACGAAAACGCGUCUAGAGGUAGAUUUACUCAAGAUGGCAUAACUUUAACAAAAUGUCAAUGGCUAUAAAAUUCUGGUAGGAAUGUUAAUCACAGAUGUGGCAGCCGAGCCCAAAAUCAGUUGACAUAGAGCAUCAUCUGCCGGUUGUUUCGGGAACUUGUUGGUCAAGGUGGUAUUGCAGAAGUAGUUUCUCGCCGAAAGUCUCUUUUUCCGCCAGAGUCAUUCCAGAUGUACAAUAAAAACAUAUCGAAUUGUAUUUUCAUUGUGAAGUCAGGUGGCGGCUUGCAAAAGACCUUUCCAGCGGUAAAAUAAUAUUAACAACGUCUGUUAUUUCAGCGAUCCAACCCCGUUUAGAUCGGUGAACCCCAUGCUAGUGUGGUUAUUAUUGUUGUAGUAGCAUAAAUAUUCCCCUUAUAAGAAUGGGGAAUGCUGUUGGAGUGACAGUUCUUGGUCGGAUAUCAGAAAAUCCGGUCGUUCGAGCAACAUAGAACCGACUGGAAUGUUAAGGAUGCUAAUUUGGUGUUCAUAUUUGGUAUAUAUAGGAUGUAUGUAUGUAUAUAUGAUAAUUAACCAUCCAAAUACUAAAAUAAUAAAAAGAAAAAAGAUAAAAAAAUUUCAAGUUAAAAAAAAUAUAUACAAAAAAUUAAAUAAAACAUUAUUUAAUGAAAGAAAAAAUGAUGUCUAAUUGUGUGUUGAAAAAUACGUAAGUUACAGGUGUGCCAAAAAUGUAUUCAUAACUUGUAUAAUAGUAUCGAGUGCGUAGGACAUACAUACAUAGAAUAAGUAUAAAUAUUAUAAAUAAUCAAUAGACGUAUUUACUAUGAGGAUUGAUUUUUGACGUAGCACGAGUCUAGCGUGAUUUUCUAUGGCUAGCCAUGGUACUGGAAAAUGUUCCCCAAAUGUUCUCUCUUAUUAACGAUUGGCUAGCAAAACUCGGGGGGCAUUUACAUAUUUAAAUUCGGUUACGGCCUGUAACGAAGUCGGUUUUGUAUGAAUUUUACUGUAUUUGAGAAUUCGAAAAAUUUACUUUCGAAAUUGUGAAAACGUGCCUAUUUAUUGAAACAAGAAAAGAGAAACACAAAUUUCAAACUACAAUUUAAAUGCAUGUAUUUAAUAAUAAUACUAAUAUUGUAUAUAUUUGAUUUCAUACAUAUAUACAUAUGUAUGUGUGGGUAUGUAUUAUAUCAGCAAGGGAAUUGUAAAUGUGAACUGCACAGAUCAGAUUGUGACUGAAAAAAUAUUACAACUACAAACAUACUUACCUAAUCUAAUCAAAUUGAAGAAUGAAAGAAAAGAAAACAAAAUGUAAACAUUUGAUAACAAACCUACAAUGAUGCACUUUAAAGCCGCAAUACAAGAAAUAGCUAAUAGAACUUAUUGAAAUCCAAUACAGCAAUAAACACCCUAACCGAAGAAUCAUGCUAAAAAUAUGAUUUAAUGCACACACUGAGCAAUUUACAUACAUACAUACGGGCGUAAAUGUGCAGCAGGAAUUUGCUGAGUUUGAUUAGUCAAAAAAUCGAAAGUUUAUUAACACUUUAACUCUAGAUGUAUGACAUUUCGACAAAAUAAUUAUUAACCCUGUUAGAAAUUAAAUAAUAAAGUCGAUUAUCCACAAAAUAACUGCAGUUUGACAUCACAUUUUUCGUGAAUUUCUUUGUAUUGGAUUUCGUUAAAUUUAAAAUUUUGAGUUAUAUGGUUUAUUUGUGGUAAAUAUUGAGAUACAUACGAAAUAUUUAUUAAAUAGUCAAAAUUUUGCGAUAUAUUGCGCUGCUAUUAUUGUGAACACAGAUGUACAUACUCGUAUGUAUAUGUGCGCAUAUCCCAAGAUAAGUCUAAUAGUCCCGUAAUUAAAUGAAAAUAUCAAUUCGCUAAUUUAAUUUAUACUUAGUGAAGUAAAAGUUACGCAUUAAAUGCAAAAAAAACAAAAUGUAAUCAUUUCUUUGAAAUGUAAAAAAUUCAUUGCUAUUCAGCUGAGCGCGCAAUGCAGUUGAUAAAAAAAUAAAUAAGAUCAAAUUAUUAAUUUAUUAUUUAAAAAAAAAAACUCAUUGUAAGCAAUUAAAUUACGUAACGCAUUAGCAAUGCAAAUUAUUAUUAAAAAAUAGGAAUAAUCCAUUAUUUAAAAACAAAAAAUUACAUUCGUAUGUGUAAAAGUUGUGUUGGUGAAAUACUAAAAUAUUAUUUUAAUUUUAAUUAUUAAAAUACAUAUAUAAAAUGCGAAUUACUAUUCUAUAUAUGUGUAAUCAAUUUAAAUUAUAUUAAAUAAAAUAAAUAAAAAAUCACCAAAGAUA